Phragmites australis (common reed) is the source of this 2635-nucleotide messenger RNA. Its product is annotated as two pore calcium channel protein 1. Gene Ontology annotation, molecular function: voltage-gated calcium channel activity; calcium ion binding. NCBI's taxonomy places the organism in Eukaryota, Viridiplantae, Streptophyta, Magnoliopsida, Poales, Poaceae. The record is from RefSeq and is a predicted model, not a curated record. Gene Ontology annotation, cellular component: vacuolar membrane; plant-type vacuole. The coding region runs from base 116 to 2353 and encodes 745 amino acids. Gene Ontology annotation, biological process: calcium ion transport; transmembrane transport. The transcript is spliced from 23 exons.
UAGCAUCGGAUUAUUUAAUCCCACUCCCACCAUCGCACAGCGAAACCACUUCCGCUUCCGGUCUCGUCGUUCCAGAUCUCCCCGCGUCUCAGCGUACGUCUCCGUCGGCGGAGAGAUGCUAGAAGCGGAGGUGCCGCUCAUCACCGAGGAUGUGGGGGGCGAGGGGCGCGGCUCCGAGCCUGCCGGGGGCCGCUCCGCUGGCGGCGGCGCGCGGAGCGCGAGGCAGUACCACCGGCGGUCGGACGCGCUCGCCUACGGCGACCGGUACCAGAAGGCGGCCGCACUCGUCGACCUCGCAGAAGAUGGCGUUGGUAUCCCUGAAGAUAUCUUGAAUGACACAAGGUUUGAGAGGGCCAUGCGGUUUUAUUUCGUGUAUCUCCGAUUGGAUUGGCUGUGGUCACUUAACCUGUUUGCUCUGAUUCUAUUGAAUUUUCUCGAGAAGCCUCUCUGGUGCCGGAAAUAUGACCCACAUGGUUGUGACCAAAGGGAUCUUUACUUUCUUGGGCAGUUGCCAUACUUAAGCAAAACAGAAUCACUAAUAUAUGAGGGGCUUACACUUGUCAUUCUUGUAUUGGAUAUCUUCUAUCCACUUUCCUAUGAAGGUUUAAAUCUUUUCUGCAAGAACUCCAUGAAUAAAUUAAAGGUUCUUCUUCUCUUCAUCUUAGCAUGUGACAUACUGGUGUUUAUGUUUAGUCCCGGACCUUUCAGAGUAGCUCCGUACAUCCGUGUUGUGUUUCUAAUCAUGACUAUCAGGGAACUGCGAAUGUGUGCUGUUACACUGGUUGGUAUUGUUGGGACAUAUCUUAAUGUUUUGGCUCUUUCGCUGUUGUUCCUAUUAUUUGCAAGCUGGCUAGCUUAUGUAAUAUUUGAGGACACACCGCAAGGAAAGACCAUUUUCUCAUCAUAUAGUGCAACGUUAUAUCAGAUGUUUGUCCUCUUCACCACAUCCAAUAAUCCUGACGUAUGGGUCCCUGCUUACAAGAGCUCUCGUUGGUACUCCCUGUUUAUUGUUGUCUACGUGCUGUUAGGAGUUUACUUCCUAACAAAUCUAAUUCUUGCUGUCAUUUAUGAUAGCUUUAAAGAGCAGCUCGCAAAGCAACUUGCUCGGAUGGACUCUAUAAGGAAAAGUAUUCUACAGAAAGCAUUUGAUCUGAUCGAUACUAACGGUCAGGGAUAUCUCAACAAAGAACAGUGCAUAUCAUUACUUGAUGAGCUAAACAAGUACAGGUCGUUGCCCAAGACCUCAAGGGAGGAUUUUGAAUUAAUCUUCACUGAGCUUGAUCAGAGUGGUGAUUUCAAGGUCACCUCCGAGGAAUUUGCUGACCUAUGCAAUACUAUUGCAAUAAAAUUCCAGAAGGAGCCACCACCUUCUUAUCUGGAGAAGUACCCAUCGUUCUACCACUCGCCACAAUGUGAAAGGUUGAAAUCGUUUGUGCGGAGUCGCCUGUUUGAGUAUAUUGUUGUCUUUAUUCUUCUGGUGAACCUAAUCGCUGUCAUCAUCGAAACAACGCUAGAUAUAGAAAACAGCUCAUCACAGAAAGUAUGGCAAGAAGUUGAGCUUGUCUUUGGAUGGAUCUAUGUUGUGGAGAUGGCACUGAAAAUAUUUUCAUUAGGAUUUGGCACUUAUUGGAUGGAAGGUCAAAACAAGUUUGAUUUUGCGAUUACAUGGACUAUAUUUAUUGGAGAGACCCUGACAUUCGCCUUCCCUUCAAAGCUUUCUUUUCUUUCAAAUGGAGAAUGGAUCCGAUAUCUUCUCCUGGGAAGGAUGUUGCGUUUAACAAGAAUUUUGUUGCAAGUUCGGCGUUUCAGAGCAUUUGUUGCGACAUUCUUUACUCUGAUGUCUAGCUUGUUGCCAUACUUAGGGAUUGUAUUUUGUAUACUUUGUGUAUACUGCUCCAUUGGUUUGCAGAUUUUUGGGGGCAUUGUGUAUACAGGAAACCCAAAGUUGGAAGAAACAGAUCUCUUCAGUAACGAUUAUCUUCUUUUUAACUUCAAUGAUUAUCCAAGUGGUAUGGUUACUCUGUUCAAUUUGUUAGUGAUGGGAAAUUGGCAAGUCUGGAUGGAGAGCUACGCGCACCUAACUGGAAGUUCAUGGAGCCUGAUUUAUUUUGUCAGCUUUUACCUUAUUUCAGUAUUGCUGCUACUUAAUCUGAUUAUGGCAUUUGUGUUGGAGGCAUUUUUUGCUGAGAUGGAACUGGAGAAAGCUGGAGAAGCUGAUAUGCAGGAUCCUACUCCCCAAGGAAGAAACAAACGGCGAUCUAUGCGUGCGAGGACAAAGGGUACAAUGGUUGAUAUUCUUCUGCACCAUAUGUUGAGCAAUGAACUUGAUGGAUCUCAAAACUCAGAGCAAUAGCCUAUCUUCGUGGUGCUGCCUGCUUCUUUCUUUAACUUCAAUAGCAUUACAACUUCCGUUGAAUUUUGUUUAUCCGAGCAUAUAGUCAUGUAUUGCAUGUAAAAGUAGCGAUAAAUUUUGGAGAGUAGUGCUGAAAUGAACCGUAGUUAUCUUACAGCGUCAAGAGACACAUCGAUUGGAGAUAUACUAUUUGUAUAGCCUAAAAAUGAUACUACUGAUUCUGACAGAUGUUUAUGUGUCUGCUAUUCCGGUCGCAAAAUAUAUACCCCACAUUUGCUUGUA